Molecule: messenger RNA, 910 nt
Organism: Colletotrichum godetiae
Lineage: Eukaryota; Fungi; Ascomycota; Sordariomycetes; Glomerellales; Glomerellaceae
Exons: 4
Coding region: 336-812 (158 amino acids)
Source: RefSeq, a predicted model, not a curated record
UCGAGUAACAACAUUUGCAUCCAGUCUGCUUACGCCUCUCUACCACGUUUCAGAUAAAUCUUUAAUACUCUGUACCAUGUGUACACAAAACUGGAAUCGCUAUAGCUGCCGCCACUUGAUAUUUGCCGGUUGGAGUGAGUGCGACGAAAGAGGGUUUGACCAUUGUCCAAACCUCGCCAACAACACUACGACAAAGGCUGUCAAAUGUCCCGAGUGUUCAUAUGCCACACCCCCGGAUUCUUCAGAUUGAUUUGACGGUCAAUGCACCCCCAACCUAACAUUUUCGGAGCUACACUGCUAUCCAUCGGCUGGACAACGUCUCAUCAAUCACGGCCAUGGCAAGACGAAUCGUGGUAAGGUGUCAGUCGCACUCGAUCCCCGGCACGCCAGUACAAAGGAAGGACGCAAUGGCAAACUUGAUAUGCCAACACGAGUGGAAUAGAAACUCGAACCAGGACGAUUUUUUCACUUGCCUGGGUCGAUACGACGCAGAAAACGUCAAGUGUUAUUUUCUUCUGGACAGUGGCUCCGUCGGGUCCCAUACUCCAGAUGUCACGUUAUACAAAUGGGAUGGAAAGAGGUUUGAGCCAAAACAAGUCUAUCCCGCGGUCGCUCGGUACCUUGAACACAUUCCAUUUGGUGGAGAGGGAACAGGACAGGGUCUAUCCGACGAGGAGUAUCUUUCAAAGUACGGUCGAAAAGAGUUUGAGGGCAUGGUCUUGCAAAGGUCCGAGCAAGAGCAGAGACGUCGGGUAGCUGGAGAUUGUACCGCAAAGGUCGAAACGCUUCAGCAAGACGUGGAAACACUGUAGCCACAGUCGAGAGCGACCAGUCGGUGGUAGGAACACAGGCCGGCGUGCCAUGGAUGAAGCAGCAUGGAAUACCUUGCGCUUCGAAGACCGUUGUAGGC